AUGAGUUUGGUGAAAAAUAAUAAGGUAUUCAUUACACCGACAAAGAAGCUGUUCUAUACAACGUCGCCUUUGAAGAGAAUAUAUGGGCCUGAUGGUCUAACAACGUCGGUAUUGCAACGGCACAAUAUAUCACGUAGGGAAAAGCUGCUAGCCGCAUAUCGCAAUGUUGUGAGACUCGUUAAGUAUAUUCAAAUACAUAACCAUUUCCGGCAAAUAUUGGUUGUUUUGGCAAAAAUUAGAUUGAGACAAGACUAUAAAUAUAGAAGAUCAAUUUUUUUGAACACUCCCUACAACGAGAGUGACUUUGAUGUUCGUUUAGUCAACACUGUCAAUUUCAUACAUAACGCUUCAUUGGAUAAUCCCUAUAAUGAAACUUCACGACCUUCAAGUUUAGAAUUCAAAAUAAUAAAUUCAUUGGUGCAAUUUGAAAACACUAAAGCAUUACCUGGACCAUUGCGUGGAAGGUUGAAAAGUGAAUUUGUAGCGAUCGAAAAAUGGAGGGAAUUAAGAGGAAUUGAAAGAGCUUGGAACAUGAGUAAUGCCGAUGAAAAAACUAAGGACGAGAGGAUGUGGUGGCUUGAGGGGCAGAAAUUAAGAAAUGAUGUAUGUUUUGACUACCUAAAAGAGCUGCAACUAAUCGAGAAGAAAACGUUCCUCGACCAUAUGGUUACCUCGAUGAUUGAGUACGAAAGGGCUAUUGUCUUACUGAAUGAAGAGUGUCACUUAUUUUUAUAG
This is a messenger RNA of Pichia kudriavzevii, 735 nucleotides long. RefSeq lists its product as uncharacterized. The transcript has a single exon. NCBI's taxonomy places the organism in Eukaryota, Fungi, Ascomycota, Pichiomycetes, Pichiales, Pichiaceae. The coding region runs from base 1 to 735 and encodes 244 amino acids. The record is from RefSeq and is a predicted model, not a curated record.